AUGGGUGAUGUUGAGAAAGGCAAGAAGAUUUUUGUUCAAAAGUGUGCCCAGUGGCACACUGUGGAAAAGGGAGACAAGCAUAAGACUGGGCCAAAUCUUUGCGGUCUCUUUGGGAGGAAGACAGGUCAGGCGGCUGGAUUCUCAUACACAGAUGCCAACAAGAACAAAGGCAUCACCUGGGGAGAGGAUACCCUGAUGGAGUGUUUGGAGAAUCCCAAAAAGUACGUCCCUGGAACAAAAAUGAUCUUCGCUGGAAUUAAGAAGAAGGGAGAGCUGGGCGACCUAAUAGCUUAUCUUAAAAGGGCUACUGAUGAGUAA
This is a messenger RNA of Chionomys nivalis (European snow vole), 318 nucleotides long. Its product is annotated as cytochrome c, somatic-like. The record is from RefSeq and is a predicted model, not a curated record. Gene Ontology annotation, molecular function: heme binding; electron transfer activity. Gene Ontology annotation, cellular component: mitochondrial intermembrane space. The transcript is spliced from 2 exons. Bases 1 to 318 code for a protein of 105 amino acids. Lineage: Eukaryota; Metazoa; Chordata; Mammalia; Rodentia; Cricetidae. Gene Ontology annotation, biological process: mitochondrial electron transport, cytochrome c to oxygen; mitochondrial electron transport, ubiquinol to cytochrome c.